Argentina anserina (silverweed cinquefoil) is the source of this 527-nucleotide messenger RNA. RefSeq names its product heavy metal-associated isoprenylated plant protein 26. The transcript is spliced from 3 exons. The record is from RefSeq and is a predicted model, not a curated record. Gene Ontology annotation, molecular function: metal ion binding. Bases 168 to 452 code for a protein of 94 amino acids. Lineage: Eukaryota; Viridiplantae; Streptophyta; Magnoliopsida; Rosales; Rosaceae.
CAUAAUCAGAUUCUAAAUCAAAAAGGCAAAAAUUUGCAUUGGAAUGAUCCACAAGUUGGUUCACAACAGAUUCUCAAUAUUCCUCAGUAUUAACCUUUUCCACUACCUCUUUUCAAAUCAUCAUACCAGGCAAUAAUUGAUCUCAGCUCUUUGGCAACUCCAACUUCAUGGCAGGAAAGUACUGUUGCAUGGUGAUGAGGCUCAAUGUUGAUUGCAAUGGAUGUGUUAGGAAAGUAAGGAGAGUACUUCUCAACAUGAAAGCAAUAGAGACACAUCUGAUUGAGAAGCAGCAGUGCAGGGUUAGUGUGUGUGGGAGAUUUAUACCAGCAGAUGUGGCAAUUAAGAUGAGAAAAAAGAUGAAUCGAAGAGUCGAAAUUCUGGAAAUCCAAGAGUUUGAUGAAAAUACUACUGAACAGAUGGAUCAAAGGCCUAUGAUUACUGCUGCCUAUUGAGAGAAAAUACAGAAGGAAAAUAGAGCAUGUUUGGAUUCCUUUAUAGUAGUACCUCAAUUGAAUUAUAGGGUACAU